Molecule: messenger RNA, 1093 nt
Organism: Lepus europaeus (European hare)
Lineage: Eukaryota; Metazoa; Chordata; Mammalia; Lagomorpha; Leporidae
Gene: BDH2
Product: 3-hydroxybutyrate dehydrogenase 2
Exons: 10
Coding region: 147-884 (245 amino acids)
Biological process (GO): siderophore biosynthetic process
Cellular component (GO): cytoplasm
Molecular function (GO): 3-hydroxybutyrate dehydrogenase activity
Source: RefSeq, a predicted model, not a curated record
UGAAGACGGAACCUGAACUACAAAUCCCAGGAUUCGUUAAUGAGCACGGGACUUGAUUCUGCACAAAGGUCUCAGGUCCCUUGCUCCUGCAGGGAUCUGAAGGACGCCAUCCAGUCUUCGCUGUAAAAUUAAUUACAGGUUUCACCAUGGGGCGGCUGGACGGGAAAGUCAUCGUCCUGACGGCUGCAGCUCAGGGGAUCGGCCGGGCGGCCGCCUUAGCUUUUGCAAGAGAAGGUGCCAAAGUCUUAGCCACAGAUAUUAAUGAGUCCAAACUUCAGGAACUGGAAAAGUACCCAGGGAUUCAAACUCGUGUCCUUGAUGUCACAAAGAAGAAACAAAUUGAUCAAUUCGCCAGUGAAAUUGAGAGACUUGAUGUUCUCUUUAAUGUUGCUGGUUUUGUCCAUCAUGGAACCGUCCUGGACUGUGAAGAAACAGACUGGGACUUCUCAAUGAAUCUCAACGUCCGCAGCAUGUACCUGAUGAUCAAGGCUUUCCUUCCCAAAAUGCUUGCUCAGAAAUCUGGCAAUAUCAUCAACAUGUCCUCAGUGGCUUCCAGCAUCAAAGGAGUUGUGAACAGGUGUGUGUACAGCACAACCAAGGCGGCCGUGAUUGGCCUCACCAAGUCUGUGGCUGCAGACUUCAUCCAGCAGGGAAUCCGAUGCAACUGUGUGUGCCCAGGAACAGUUGAUACUCCAUCUCUGCAAGAAAGAAUACAAGCCAGAGAAAACCCUGAAGAGGCGCUGAGUGAUUUCCUGAAGAGACAAAAGACGGGAAGGUUUGCAACCGCGGAAGAAGUAGCCCUGCUCUGUGUGUAUUUGGCUUCUGAUGAAUCUGCCUACAUCACAGGUAACCCUGUGGUCAUCGACGGAGGCUGGAGUCUGUGAUUUCAGGGCCCUGCAGGGAAGGCGGGCCCUACCUGUGCACAGGCAACUGGUUAUGAAGAGAAGCCACAGAUCAGCAAUUAAUGACAUUUUCAUCAAAAUAAGCUCUUUUUAGUAACUGUUUCUGGGUCUGAUUCUCUGAAUAUAUUAAUCUGUUUCUAAUCCUUUCUGAAAUCAUUGUAAAUUGAGGAAAUAAAAAAUAUUGAACUCAU